Messenger RNA from Clupea harengus (Atlantic herring), 2163 nucleotides. NCBI's taxonomy places the organism in Eukaryota, Metazoa, Chordata, Actinopteri, Clupeiformes, Clupeidae. The record is from RefSeq and is a predicted model, not a curated record.
UAGAUGCGCACUUCUAUCGACGUGAGAUAGAAAGGCAUUUUUGAGCGUCUCGGUAAAUAUAGACUCUCACACUUUACUGAGAUGAUCAGAAUGGAUGUGGGACAUCCACACUAUCGGAUCGGCUAGCUCACCACCAACGUCUUUGUCAAGUUCAACGUUAAGUUAACACUAGAAGUAAUCAUGGUGAACCAGCGAGCGGAGACCGGCUGGCAGGACAGCAAGUGUGACUCCAGCGGAGCGAGCAAUAGCGGGGAGAGCUCCAGGGACAGCUCUCGGAGCUCCACGCCGGUGCUGGAUGCCGACCGAACCGAUAGGCUCAGGGAUAAGAUGAGACGGCGGAUUGAAUCCGGGGACCGCUGGUUCUCUCUGGAGUUCUUCCCUCCUCGCACCGCCAGCGGAGCUGUUAAUUUGAUCUCGAGGUUCGACCGCAUGGGCUCCGGUGGUCCUCUCUUUAUCGACAUCACAUGGCACCCGGCGGGCGACCCCGGCUCCGACAAAGAGACGUCCUCCAUGAUGAUCGCCAGCACUGCGGUGAACUACUGCGGACUGGAGACCCUCCUGCACCUGACCUGCUGCAACCAGACCCAAGACGCCAUCACCGGCUACCUGAAGAAAGCCAAGCGCCUCGGCCUCAAGAACAUUAUGGCCCUCAGGGGAGACCCCGUGGGCAGUGACUGGGAGGAGGACGAGAAGGGCUUCAACUACGCCACUGACCUGGUCAAACACGUCCGCUGCGAAUUUGACGACUAUUUUGACGUCUGCGUCGCUGGUUACCCCACUGGCCACCCUGAGGCAGAGAGCUACGCUGCUGACCUCCGUCACCUGAAGGAGAAGGUGGACGCCGGGGCAGACUUCAUCAUCACGCAGCUCUUCUUCCGCGCUGAGACCUUCCUCACAUUCCUCAAGGACUGCAGGGCCAUCGGCAUCACCUGUCCCAUACUGCCCGGCAUCUUCCCCAUACAGGGUUACCAGUCUCUACGGCAACUGGUGAAGCUCUCCAAGCUGGAGGUUCCGGAGGAGAUCAUGGAGGUGAUCGAGCCGAUCAAGGACAACGACGCGGCGAUCCGUAACUUCGGCAUCCAACAGGCGGUGGAGAUGUGCCGAGUGCUGCUGGACAGCGGGGAUGUGCCUGGCCUGCACUUCUACACCCUCAACCGAGAGGUGGCCACCAUGGAGGUGCUGAGACAGCUGGGCCUGUGGGUGGAGGACCCAAGACGACCGCUACCGUGGGCAGUAAGCGCCAACCCCAAGCGGAAGGUGGAGGACGUGCGGCCCAUCUUCUGGGCAUCCAGACCCAAGAGCUACAUCUACAGAACCCAGGACUGGGACGAGUUCCCCAACGGACGAUGGGGGAACUCGUCGUCCCCAGCCUUUGGCGAGCUGAAUGAUUACUACCUGUUCUACCUGAAGAGUAAAUCAGCCAAGGAAGCGCUGCUGCAGAUGUGGGGGGAGGAGCUAACGAGUGAGGAUAGCGUGUUUGAGAUCUUCACCAACUACAUCAUGUCUGAGCCCAACCGCAACGGGCACAAGGUGAUGUGUCUGCCCUGGAACGAUGACCCACUGGCCCCCGAGACGAACCUGCUGAAGAACGAGCUGGAGAAGGUGAACCGGCGCGGCGUCCUCACCAUCAACUCCCAGCCCAGCAUCAACGGCAAGCCCUCGUCCGACCCCAUCACGGGCUGGGGUCCGCCGGGGGGCUACGUCUUUCAGAAGGCUUACCUGGAGUUCUUCACAUCCAGUGAGAAUGUGACCGCUCUCCUCAAGGUGCUCAAGAAGUACGAGCCCCGCGUCAACUAUCACAUUGUCAACGUUCAGGGGAGGAACAUCACAAAUGCCCACGACAUGCAGCCCAACGCUGUGACAUGGGGCAUCUUCCCUGGCAGGGAGAUCGUCCAGCCCACCGUGGUGGACCCAGUCAGCUUCAUGUUCUGGAAGGUGAGCGCUUACACUGUGACCUGUCAUAUGUUCUCUGCGCUGAUUGGACGUUACUCCAGCAUCGGGCGUUGCUUUUGUGCCUGGGCGGGAUGGACAGAAGCACAUUCUCACUGAACAUCCAGCAGUAUUCAGUUCAUGGGUGGUAUUAAUAAGAGAUCGAUGUUUCCAGUUUUAGAAUGACAGUGGAUACAUACGUAUGCACACACGUACGCACGCGCCACCACACAC